Messenger RNA from Hibiscus syriacus, 1476 nucleotides. Its product is annotated as E3 ubiquitin-protein ligase RGLG4-like. Bases 145 to 1419 code for a protein of 424 amino acids. The transcript has 12 exons. The record is from RefSeq and is a predicted model, not a curated record. NCBI's taxonomy places the organism in Eukaryota, Viridiplantae, Streptophyta, Magnoliopsida, Malvales, Malvaceae.
AGUCAGCAUCUUGUGUUGUUUGUAUGAAAAGAACUGAUUGAUUCUUUUCGCUUUUCAUGCGUAGCGCGACAUCGAAUAUUUAGGGGUUGCUUUCCUUUGAUUUAUCAAGCAAAUUAAACUUGAAAUUCCGAAAAAGAAGAUGAGAUGGGUAAUUUUCUUGCUAAACAGAAGCGGAAGCAUCUGCAAUUUUUUAAAACGUUAACCGGAAGAACAUCCGAUCGCUAUCCGACGGUGCGACCCAUGGCCGACGCAGAACCACGACUUCCUUCUUACGGAGAGGGAAGCACUUCUCAAAUCAUUAAUAAUCCUAGUAAAGCUUCCAAGCUACCCAGAAAGCAAUCUACGAAGGACAAGUAUAGGCUUAUACUAGAUAAUUUCUCAACCCUUGACCAGGUUACAAGAGCUUUAAGGGAAGCUGGUUUAGAGUCAUCUAAUCUCAUCCUUGGGAUCGAUUUCACCAAAAGCAAUGAAUGGACAGGCAAAGUAUCAUUCAACAACCGGAGUCUACAUGCCAUUGGUGACACGCCAAAUCCAUAUGAGCAAGCUAUCACGAUUAUUGGAAAGACCCUGGCUCCUUUCGAUGAAGACAACUUGAUACCUUGUUUCGGCUUUGGUGACGCCACCACGCAUGAUACGGAGGUGUUUAGCUUUCACACCGAUCGUUCGUCUUGCCAUGGAUUUGAGGAAGUCUUAGAUUGCUACAGAAAGACUGUUCCAAACUUGAGGCUAGCUGGACCAACAUCUUACGCACCGGUAAUCGAUGCUGCUGUUGACAUUGUUGAAAACAGUAGUGGCCAAUUCCAUGUGUUAGUUAUCAUUGCAGAUGGCCAGGUCACACGAAGCUCUAGUACAAGUGACGGAGAGCUGAGUCCACAAGAAGAGCAAACAAUCAGUGCAGUUGUUAACGCAAGCUUAUACCCACUGGCGAUUGUUCUGGUUGGUGUUGGUGAUGGACCUUGGGAAGAUAUGAAGAAAUUCGAUGAUAAGAUUCCGUCGCGUGAAUUCGACAACUUCCAGUUUGUUAAUUUCACUGGGAUUAUGACAAAAAAUACAAGUCAAGUAGAGAAGGAAACUGCUUUUGCUCUUGCUGCUCUCAUGGAGAUCCCUUUUCAGUACAAAGCAUGCAUGGAACUGGGCAGUCUUGGACAUCGAACCGGAAAAGCUAAAAAGGUAGUUCCACGACCUCCCCCAGUUUCCUACCGGAGACCUGCUCCGCCCCAGCGUACGUCAAGCAAUGUACCGGCAUCGCCAGCGGUUUCAUCAGAUGAUCAGCAGUCUGCAUGCCCAAUAUGCCUCACGAAUACGAAGGACUUGGCCUUCAAUUGUGGGCAUACAACUUGUAGGGAUUGUGGACAAAGAGUGUCUAAUUGUCCAAUAUGCCGACAAAGCAUUACUAAUCGUCUUAGGCUCUUCACUUGAUCCUCGUAUUACAGUCUUCCAACGGUUGAUUUUACACUCAGACUUCCAUUAAUUACC